AAGCAUAGCAUCAGCGCAACGUAUCUUUUACAUAACAUGUCUGCGGUUCGCUUAAGCUAUCGCGAUUCCACCAGCUUCCAGAUCAUACUUUGAUACACAGCAUACACCAUUUCUGACCUUUGAGCCACCGUGCUUCGCAGCUCUGACCCAUCGAUCCGUUCGACAAUGACAGCAAACCUAGGCAAGAUCAACUGCUCCAGGUUCUACUUCGAAUGGAAAGGCCAUCAGAUACAAGAUCUCACCACGUUUCGUGCUAUCACUACGGAGCACAGGCCGAACAAUCCUAUCGUAUACCUUGCAGGCGACUCCUCACUUGACAACAAGUACUGGGUGAGCUCUGAUAAGGAACUUCAAGUCAAGACUCCUGAGAUAUACAAGCACACGCUAGACAAGCCUACACCUAAACCCGAUGUUACAUUCUGGAUGAACCACCUGCUUGGCGACCGGGCGACAUGCAUCAACACUGCGGUGGAAGAAUCCAUGCUUCGUGAACGAGAUCAAGAGCUACUUACGCACGACAAGUUCAUCCGUGACAACAUCCGUUCAGAAGACGUGUUAAUCGUCAGUGUGGGCGCUAACGACAUCGCCCUCAAACCACUCCCAUGCACCAUACGACACAUGCUCCUGCUGGCCUGGGCAACUCCCCGAUCAUCGCUUGAGAAAGGAACCGCAUCGUCUCUCAAGUACUUCCACCACAUGUUUGGCAACAAGAUCCAGGACUAUGUCGACCGUAUGACUGCCAAAACAAGACCACGAGCUGUCAUCAUCUGCAUGAUCUACUUCCCGCUUGAAUCUGGUCUUGGUCAGCAUAGUUGGGCGGACACUCAGCUCAAGACUUUGGGAUACAAUACUUGGCCCGGCCAGCUCCAAACGGUGAUCAGUACAUUGUACAGGACGGCGACACAGAACAUCAAAAUUGAAGGAACUGAAGUAGUGCCCUGUGCGUUACACGAAGUCUUGGAUGGGAAGACAGCGAAGGACUAUACUGCCAGGGUCGAACCCAAUGAGGAUGGUGGAAAGAAGAUGGCAUACAAGUUCGUUGAAUUAUUGAGUGGUAUCUGGCGACUCCCAGAGAACCAGAGCCUUGGUCAAUGAUCACAGAGAAAAUAUGUUUCUUUGACAAUGUCUCACCC
Macroventuria anomochaeta is the source of this 1133-nucleotide messenger RNA. RefSeq lists its product as uncharacterized. The record is from RefSeq and is a predicted model, not a curated record. The transcript has a single exon. The coding region runs from base 166 to 1095 and encodes 309 amino acids. NCBI's taxonomy places the organism in Eukaryota, Fungi, Ascomycota, Dothideomycetes, Pleosporales, Didymellaceae.